AUGGCAGCCAGACACUUCAUCAACGACGGUACUACCCUGGUGCAGGAUGCGCUCCAGGGUCUAGCACUGACCCAGCCAGCGCUGAUCUAUGAUAGGGAAAACAAAGCCAUCAUUGACUCGCGUCAUGACGGCAAUGCAAGAGUGACUCUGAUACCAGGAGGAGGGACAGGACACGAGCCUUCAUUCACUGGCUUGAACACAAUUGCCACGGUAGGCGGAUCAGCCAGAACAGUGCUGAUCAUUAUGAACUACACCGGGGAUGUCCUUCACUUCCAUCUUGCCGCGGAAAAGGCUCGUCUAAUGGGCCAUGAGAUGGCCGUCCUGGUCGUUGGUGAUAAUGUAUCAGUUGACCGGCGUAAAAGUGGCAAAGUUGGGCGGAGAGGACUGGCUGGCACUGUUCUUGUGGAGAAAAUCCUUGGAGCGGUUGCGCGGAAUGAGUCGACCACUUUGAAGCAACUGCAUCGGCCGGGUGAGGACAUCGUGGCGAAUCUGGCGACGGUCGGUGCCGCUUUGGAACAUGUGCAUCUGGUGGGAAAGCUAACAACAGACUUGGCAGUCCGGACGGACCAGGUCGAGGUUGGCAUGGGAAUUCACAACGAGCCAGGAUGCUACAUGCUUGAGCCCCAGCCUCAUAUCUCCGUUCUGGUCGACCAGAUGUUGGAUAAAUUGGUGAACCAGUCUGACGAAGAUGCGGCAUAUGUGCGCUUCAAUGAUGCGGCAGAUUUGGUACUGAUGGUCAAUAACCUCGGGGGCGUUUCGAACAUUGAACUUUCAGCUAUGACCAAAGUUGUCGUCGAACGCUUAGGUAAUUGGAGCUUGCGACCGCAAUCUCCACGCGAUACGAGUAUACGCUGGCGCUUCAUGACAAGUUUAGACGGGAAGGGGUUCAGCAUUACACUGCUCAAGGCCAACAAGGCUAUGAUACAAGCUUUGGACGCACCCACGUCGAGCCCAGGCUGGACCGCUCAUCAACGCCUUGAGGGUCCCCCCUCGUCACGAUUGAGAGCUGAUCUUGGCUGUACAUUUGACACUAAAUCAUUUUCGGCGGCCAUCACUCGUGCCUGUGAUAAGACUGUGACCGCAGAGGAAGAGAUUGACCGUUUCGACUCUUUGGUCGGAGAUGGUGACUGUGGAUCUACUCUGGCCCGGACAGCUAAGGCGAUUCUGCAGGGUUUCGAAAAGGGCUGGUGCGUCAAUCCUGACGGUGAUGCUUUCAGAGCGGUGGAAGCCAUAGCUAAAGUCGUGGAGGACAACAUGGAUGACACCUCAGGGGCGCUUUACGCAGUCUUCCUAAAUGCAAAAUUGGUUGGAACAGCGGAUUGGAACCGUGCCACACCCGCACGGGUUGGGGACCGGACUUUGAUGACGCACCUGAACCAUUCAUUAGAGUCUCUAACAGCCGCCCGGACUGGGCGUGAUCGCACGUGGGGGAUGCGAGCUUCCCUGGGACGCGCUGUAUAUGUCCCAAAGCAAUGA
Molecule: messenger RNA, 1476 nt
Organism: Aspergillus homomorphus CBS 101889
Lineage: Eukaryota; Fungi; Ascomycota; Eurotiomycetes; Eurotiales; Aspergillaceae
Product: Dak1-domain-containing protein
Exons: 9
Coding region: 1-1476 (491 amino acids)
Biological process (GO): glycerol catabolic process
Cellular component (GO): cytosol
Molecular function (GO): glycerone kinase activity
Source: RefSeq, a predicted model, not a curated record